Molecule: messenger RNA, 5705 nt
Organism: Nilaparvata lugens (brown planthopper)
Lineage: Eukaryota; Metazoa; Arthropoda; Insecta; Hemiptera; Delphacidae
Exons: 11
Coding region: 1-1761 (586 amino acids)
Biological process (GO): anatomical structure development
Cellular component (GO): cell surface; extracellular region
Molecular function (GO): signaling receptor binding
Source: RefSeq, a predicted model, not a curated record
AUGGUUGAAGUCGAUGCUGUUGCUUUCAAGCACCUAAUUCCGCGAGGCAGUGUGUCACCUUUGGACGUGGACGAGAGCAAGUUCUACCAGCCGUCGCGGGCGCAGUGGAGCCGCGUGCCGGGCAGAGAGACCGCUUGGCGACUGCGACCGAACUCCUACCUGUGGCUGCCAGCUGCGCAGCUCCCCUUCCCACCCGCCAACUUCCGGCGACACUUCGCUCUGCUCGUCACGCUGCGUCUCGACCCCAAGGCGAAGGCGGAAGGCACAGUGUUCAGCCUGCGCAGUCGCCGUCAGCAGGACAGCUACCUGUCGGUGGAGCUGGGAGGUCCGGAUGCCAUCAAAGUGGUGCACUCGGGUCGCAAUGGAACGCAGACCAUUCUAGUGCCGGCCUCGCUCACCGACGGAAACUGGCACUACCUUGCCCUCGGGAUUCAAGAUGACAGCUCUGUCCGGAGCUACGUGGACUGUCGAUGGGUGAGCACGGAUAUACUGAGAAGAAAUGAGCUGGAUACACCUGAUGAUGCUGAUCUAGUCAUUGGCUACCUUUUCUCGGGUGACUUGGAGCAACUGGUGAUUGUUCCCGAUCCUGGAGCCGUGUCGCAGCAGUGUUCAGCGACAAGGCAGCCGUCGCUCGAUCCCCUGCUCGAGGCAACGCGACCUCGUCGACCCUCGGCCUUUGUUCGCAAGGCACUACUUGCUGGCAACCAAUUCCCUGAUGUUGAUCGAACAAUCAGUGAGGUACCUUCGGAUAAGAAAGUGUUGCCAACUGCUCCGCCAUCCUCCGAAACCGACAGUUUGUCUUGGCAAGAUCUCGAGUCAGACUCAGCUGAAGAGGGAAGUGGUCUACACCCUGACUCAAACGACCAAUACGAGGUGGAGUGGUCUGAGUGGUCGCAAUGCGUGAGUGCUCGUGGUGAUGCGUGCGGAGGUGGCAGUGGCCAUCAGACUCGCUCUUCUCGCUGCGUGGACACUGGUGGCUGGCUUGAGCUCUGCCUCGAGUCGGGAGCUGAGCGAACACAGACUCGCGCAUGCGUAUUGCCAACUUGCAACACUACCAACAAUGGUGAGGGAACGACGAGCCGCUGCGGUGAGUGCCUGAACGGAGGCGUGUGCACGGCGGGGGCGGGAUCGGGAACGAAACGUCGUCCGUGCCGCUGCCGCGCCGGAUCCGGAGGUUGGCACUGUGAGCACUUCUCCUGCCAUCCGCGCUGCCUCAAUGGCGGAACCUGCGUCGCUCUCAACACGUGUUCCUGCAGCGCACUCUACCAAGGCACCCAUUGUCAAACACCCAUUUGUGACCCACCAUGUGAGAAUGGGGGGCAAUGCGUGGCUCCCCAACAGUGUCUGUGUCCUCCUGCAGCAUACGGAAACUAUUGUCAGAAUUUUACGUGCCGCGGAGGAUGUCUGAACGGCGGACUGUGCGUGGGCCCUGACCUGUGCGAGUGCCAGAACAACUCGACGGGGCCGCGCUGUGCCGAACCCGUCUGCGACCCGGCCUGUGAGAACGACGCUACCUGUGCCAAAGGCAACAUCUGUCUCUGCAAGCCACACACCUCCGGCACUCGCUGUCAUAUCAAGAAAUGUGACUACCGGCCAGUACAGGAGCCCUACACUCGCGGCUACAGGCGGCUGGUGAAGAAGCAUCUGCAGGCCAAGUGCGAGACUUGGACAUGGAAGACAUGUGUCAGAACUCUGCCCGAAUACCAGACCGUCUACAAGACCUACUAUCGCACUGUCUACAAGUGUGUCGACCAACUCUGAGCUCAUGUCCAACUGUAAAUCACCCACCAGCGAUCAGUCAACGAAUCAAUCCAUCCAACUAUUUGAUUCAUUUCCAACUCUUCCAGGCUGUUCAAUCAACUUCCCUCUCCCAUAUCACUAACGUAGAAAUUUUUCUCAAGCUGUAAAUUUAAAAUUUUAAAUAAUUUAUACUUUGUAAUAGGCCUAUACCGUAAUACUUUUUAAUGUAAUUUAUUAUUUUUUUAAAAUUUGUGAAAUAAUUUUAGAUUUCUUAUUUUAAAAGUCAAUAAUUGAGUUAGAACUUGGUUUCUUAGUUGAAUAAUUUUAAUUAAUAUCUCACAUAUUUUCAUUUUCAUAAUUAUCCAUCGUUUUGUAAAAAGUGUGCAAUAUUCACACACGUUUUUAUAUAAUCUCAUCCUAUAAUAAUAAAUAUAACUCAUAGUAACAAGAAGUCCAAUACAAGUUACAAGAAAAGGUUUUUUGUUCAUUUCCUAAAUUGUCAGGAUUCCCAUUAUUUCUUGUCUCAUUCUGUUCAUUGUUUGAGAUAAUAAUAACUUAAUAAUUGCUGCACAAUAACUCGCUAGAUUGUGGCCAUUUUCUGAGGAACUCUUUUGUUGAUCAUGUAUUACAAGACCAAAUCUGAUACCAAGCCUAAUCUGAUAUCAUUUUGCAAUACAGUGAAUAUUGUGGUUGAUGAUAAUCCAAUCGAUUGUAAUAUCUUUUCGAUGGAAACAGGCUUCCUCAAUAGUGGAAUUCUGUUAUCAUCUCCACACAUAAAUGAUAAUUCAAUUAAUACAUGCAUACAUAAGUCGAAUUCAAUCUUGUAAUGAGUGGGUACCAAUGAAUUUUCUUUAUUCCUACAUGUGGAAUUGCUUGGAAUUUUUGAAAGUUUUGAAUUAUUAAAAAAAUAUGUUUUCUCAUGAAGAAGUGAGCAAUUUUCAUUUUUAAGGAAUAGAAAGGCCAUUUAAACCUCUGGAAUCAAGGAUAUUUAAUCUUUCAAUACGAGGCCUGAAUAGAAGUGGAAGCAAAUAAAAAGUUGGCUACAAUCAAGAGCAAUUCAUUAAUCUCAAUGGAAAAAAAUCAAUUUUUGAAGAAAUAUUAUAUUAUUUAAAGUACCUAAUGAAAGUUUAUUUGAAGUUAUGAAUUCAUUGUUUGAUUAGAUUUAAUCACUAUUUAUUUUAAAAUGGUUUAAAUUUCAUCCAGAUUCAAGAUGAAUAAGAUUUUCUAUUUUGAUAGAGAUAGUGAAUCAACAUUACGGGCUUUGACAAUUUAAAAAUAAAUAUUACCUACUCUUGGGAGUACCUACACUAAACAUGCUAUGUUGUUUUUAUUGACUCAUUGUGCAGCAAGUAAUUCUUUUGAGUUUAUUUGUGGAAUAAGAUGGCAGGAUAUAAAAUUGAAAUUAGUUUUGCAAAGAAUGGAGCAGAUAUUAUAGCCUCCAAAUUUUCCAAAAUUUCCAUCAAUCUUUGAGUAUUUUAUAAAGUUAUGUAUUAUUACUUAGAAAAAUCAGUCUAUUCAUUAUUAUAAUUAUGGAAAUAACUUAUAGACAUUUGAAUUCAGAUUCAUUAGCCUACGGUUCUAUCAUUGCUUGAUUUCAUUCAAUAUCAGUAGUAAGUGGUGUAUAGCCUACAUUUUCUCGAAUUCAAUUUACCUACACAUCGACUGUAACAUUCAAUCGCAAUGAAAACAUUAAAUUGAUGGAAUCAUUAUAUUAUUUUCAGUUUUAUUCAACAAUUCCGUUGUGAUACUAUUAGGAUCAAUUAUACUGCUGUUAACGAUUAUGUAUGAUAGCUGAACAGUGAAUGUAUUUUACUAUAAUGAAUAUUGUGGUGGAAAGAGUCGAAGCGUGCUGAGAUUUGAGCAUAUUAUUUAAUAAUUUUUAGUAACUAAAAAAUGAUCAGUAUAAUUUUUUAUAACAACUAUACAUUUUUAUUACAACUGAAUUUCCGUUUUAUAAAUUAAUAAAAAACUAAGUCCUGGGUGACAAGACUAAACAUCAUUCGAUCUGUAUUAUCAUACAUUUAUAUCCAAUUGAACUUUCAUGGAAAACAAUUAUUUUAUAUAAUAUUCAAUUAAAAUAUAUUAUUUUAAUAUCGAAUAAUUUAUUAUGAUAUUUAUUUAUUCAAGUAUCAUAUUAUUGUACAUAGCAAAUUAUAUAGACAGUACCUAUCUUGAUAGGGUAUAGAAAUGUUGAAUCUUCAUUCUUGUUUCUUUAAAUAGUAUUAUAUACAGUAUAAUUAAAGGUAGAGUAACUUCACUUUUGUGGAGUUGUAAAUUUCUUAAUAGCAUUUAUGUGGGAUUUCAGAAAAGAGGGAGUGAGUCUCUUGAUAAUAUCAUUCACAACAUGAGCCGCCCAGAAUAUUCAUAUCUACAAUGUCAAAAAAUAUUAAAGUUUUUCUAUAGUGGAACACAAUUUUAUAAACUUUAUUAACUAUAAAGUUCAUGCAUUAUCCAUUGCAAACAUCCUCACCAGGAUACCUAUUAUAUCUCAAUUCUAUACCAUAUCUCUCUUAAGUCAAGAAUUCUCCAAUCAAGUACUUCAGUAGAGAAAAAUUUAGAUUCAAGUGUGGAAUUAGUUGAUUUAUUAGUUGAAGAUGGUAUAUGAUAGAGAUGGUUAUCUUCAAUAACAUACGGUACUGCAGACAUUGAUACCAUUUUAUCAACACUCCCUGAUAGAAUUGAUUAACAGUUUUAGAUAAAGUUAAGCUGCAUAAAAUCAUGAUGAAUAGAACUGAAUUCAGUAAUUAUCAACAAUACCAAUACAACGUUGUCAAUAUAAUUUGGUUUUAAAAAUCUCAAUUUAUUAUAGAUCUAUUAUUAUGAAGAGGAGAUCAAUGAUAAGUAUAAUCUUUGGAGCAAGGUACCUUAGGAGCUAUAUUGUCAGAUUGUCACAUAAGAUAUAGGCUAUAUUUCAAUGUCACAAUAUAUUGGAAGAGCAAUACCAUAUUCUUAUUGUUCAUCAAUGUUUUGUAAAUUUGAGUUGAAUUUCCUGAUAAAUUCAGUCUAGAUAUCGAAGAUUUGGUUACAGAAUGAUAUUUAAUAAGAUGAAACUAUUUUUAAGUAGAAUUCAUCAAGGCUCAUAUUUGAAUAAAACCCUGAACCUCAACUCUUCCAUUCAUUUACAUGUACAGGUAUUUGAAAAUUAAAUUUAUUUAAAAACAUGACAUGACAUUAUGACUGAAUGUCAGUUGAGCAUUUUGUUUGAUGUAGAGACAUUGACUAUCAGUAGCUUUGAAACAAUAAAAGCUGUUCUUGACUUUAUUGCUAUUAACAAUAAAUAUUUCUACUUUAUUGGAGCAAGUACCUAUCGUGAUUACAACUUUGGUCCUGAAACUAGAUAUUUAGUACCAAGCCUAUAGAUCCACUAAAUCUAAUAAUUUCAACCAAACACUUUUUUUGAAUAAUGCUUAUGUAGGCACAAUAGCCACUCUUAAUAGUUUACUCUUAUUUACAUGGUUAUAUUUUUCAUCGAAAAAAACUCUAAAAAGUUGUAAACAUUCUCUGAAUUCAGAUAUUCCCAUUUGAACGAAUAAAUCAUUCGUAUAUUUUAUUGAUUGUGGAUGAAAUAUUCAGAGACAAACAUUUAUGUCAUAAUGAUAAAUACGAAUUCAUUCUACAAGAAAAAAAUACUAGAAAAUAUCUCAUACAUCUGAAAAAUCUUGUAGUAUAUCUAUGGUUUAAAAUAGAUUCAUUGUUUAUUGUAACAUCGUGAUGCUAGAAAUGUGCUAAUUGGAUAGUGAUGUUCUCCAGCAUAGCGUAAGCUAUGCUAAGAAAUAUUAGCAUAGUGAACUAUAAGUUACUGUUAUUAUAUUUUCAAGCAUUUAUUCCAUAAUACGUAUUUUUAAUGAGUAUUGUACGUUGUCAUUAUAUUGUUAAGAAAACUAGGAUUUAUCUAUAAAGAAAAACAAUGUUUUAUGAUAUUUUAUUUAAUUUCGUAACGUUUAAAAUAAAAAUAUUAUUACCAG